Molecule: messenger RNA, 1240 nt
Organism: Coffea arabica (coffee)
Lineage: Eukaryota; Viridiplantae; Streptophyta; Magnoliopsida; Gentianales; Rubiaceae
Source: RefSeq, a predicted model, not a curated record
UAAAAUCACGGAACACUGGAGUAGGAUCAAUUGCGAAAAAGCAAGUUAAAUUCUUUUGUCUAUUAGUGCUAUUAUUUCGCUUGAAGAAAGAAAAUGAAAAUAUGGAAAGUCCAAAUCAAGCAUGUCAGUUAUCCCAGGUAAGUGAUGAACCCCAGAAGGCAGAUUGGAUUUGCUUGGCUUCUUAUUACAUUUUGUAGCAAAUUCAGAAUCAUCAGAUGCAGCUCCCUGGCUAUCCACAGGCCACACCAAUGGCAACUAUUACUUCGCUCUCUCCUUUAAAACUGUCCUUAUAUAAACCAAAUCAAACAUCUGCAAAAUCCGACCUUUUUGCUAGAGAAACUACCAAAAUUUCGAGGCCCUUCAAUAACAACAUCACUCCGAGCAAGAAAUGCAGAGCCACUCUUGUGAGAAGUGCUGGAUUGGCCUUAAGUUUAACCACCCUUGUGGGAGUGGGAUCAUCCAUUGCAUUUGCAGCUGAGGCACCAUCUUUAGUGGGCUUUUCUUUGCCGCUCGCUGAACCUUCAAAUGCUCUCUCCUUGCCUACCUGGCUGUUCACGUCUCCAGCGUGGUUGAAUGGAUCACUGCUAUGGCUUUGGUUUGGCAAUAUGGGGAAAAAUCUGGGAAUGAAUCUUGGAAGGGGCUUUCUUGGGCAUGGUGAGAAAUUUUUGUGCUGUUACACCAAUUUUGCUAUUGUAUCUCCAUCCCUGCUUACUUAGAAUCCUCUUUUCUUUUGCACUUCACUCAACACUCUCACAGUCACAACCAAACACAGAUAUGAGGCCUAAUAUUGACGGCAUCCGCGGUUACACCAAAUAUCCACCAAACCGAUCCUAGUAAAUGAGUAAUUAUUGACACCAAUUUUCCAACACAAACGACAAAAUGAAACUAAGGACCUUUCAUUAUUUGUUUUUCUUUAGCGGAUUGGAGUUGGUUGCUAAGUAACAUUUUCUUUUUAGCUGGAAAAAAAAAUCUAGUUUAUGUGCUUUUUGCUUAUGUUGUGUUUAUUGUUCUGAUGCCAUACUGCUUUCUGUUAUGUCUGCCUAAAUUUUGUUACUUGUACGCUUUCAGGAGUGUAGUUGUCCCCAUGGUUAAGUUCUGUUACAUAAGCUUUCUGGAUAAGUAACUAAUAUCCUGAAGUGGAUUAGUCUAAUGCACUAAAUUAAGUUUUGUUUAGAAUCAAAAGAAAUAGGAUCAUGGAACUUUAUUCUGAUUUCUGCUUCUUCAUUGAAGAAGAAAGGCU